Effrenium voratum is the source of this 964-nucleotide messenger RNA. The record is from the annotation of a GenBank genome assembly. Lineage: Eukaryota; Dinophyceae; Suessiales; Symbiodiniaceae.
GAACCGUUCUCCCGUGACAAUCUUGUAAGGGGAACGGUUCGAGCCUUUGUCCUCGCACCCAAUCUGCGCCAUGGACUUGCCACCGCCCCCACCUGCUGGUGCCGCGCGGCCAGACCGAGCAGGCAAGCCCGGCAAGCUGCAGAUUGCCGCUGACUUCAAUGAGGCGCACGCAGAAAACUGCGAAUGCUGCCAGCCGCAGAAGUCCGCGCUGCCGCCUGGCUUUUGGAAGGAUGUCGGCUUCGAGAAGGUUGAAGGGACGGAGAGUGACUUGCUGCAGAUUCUGCAAGCAGAGGUCGAGAAGAGGGCAGAGGUCAUGUCACCCAUCGAACGAACAGGUGAGGUUUUUGGAUGGAAAAGAGCAGGUGAGAUGGCGAUAGAGGCCGGCGAUCCGGAUGGCGCUGGCGAUUGCUAUGCUAGAGCUCUCGCUUUUGGUGGUGUGCUUGGUACGAUCGAUGGCAUUGAGCCCUUCCCAGCUUGGUAUCCUCGACAAGAAGUCGACAAGAUUUGCGCGGAAGUGCUGGUGAAAGCUGCCGAGCUGGAGCUCAUGGUGAAGCGCCCUGAGGCUGCGCAGAAGGCUGCAGCAUGGGCAGCCCGAGCACUGCAGCUUGACAGAGCCAACCACGCUGCCCAGGAUGUCCUGCAAAAAGCACAGGCGAGUUAAUUGCCACGCCGUGGUCUUAUGUACAUUCAGUUUUCCCGGACUGCGGCUUUCAGCGCGUCGGACUUUUUCCCCCAGUGCAUUCAGUCACAAGACGUUUUGCACAAAGACCUCGAGAAGCGCAAAAUCUGCCAGCAACGUGCUUUGAUGACAUGUGCAUGCUAUUAGGCUAAGUACGAGUAUCUUGCACUGCCGCGCAGUCUGCACAUGGCUUGCGAUUGAUUUCCGAUUCAAGAUUGCAGCAAGUUGGAUGAAGAGUCAAGAGUGAUCAUUCUUGCCUGUGCUCAAGCGCCUGCUCAGGUUGGC